Gloeophyllum trabeum ATCC 11539 is the source of this 2123-nucleotide messenger RNA. RefSeq lists its product as uncharacterized. The record is from RefSeq and is a predicted model, not a curated record. The transcript has 10 exons. Bases 693 to 2123 code for a protein of 476 amino acids. Lineage: Eukaryota; Fungi; Basidiomycota; Agaricomycetes; Gloeophyllales; Gloeophyllaceae.
GGCAGUGGCAGGAUCCCGCCAUUCACAGCGCCAGCAAAGUCAGCUGGGGCGUUCCCGUGUCGAAAGAACACGUCGAGUCUCACUUUACGGACUAUCUGCCGGCUAUACGGGAAGUGCUUAGGAAAGUACAGGAAGGGGACUGGCGAGAAUUUGCUGCGUUCGCAGGCCCCGAACUCUCUCGACUCACCGCAUGGAAUAAUAAGGUCGUUCUGGUCGGAGAUUCGUCACACGCACUCUCUGGGGCGUUCGGCUCAGGCGCCGGAUUUGCCAUGGAGGACGGCUGGAUCCUGGCGCAGGCCCUCUCCUAUCACCGGAACGACCUCAACAAGGCAUUGCCACUAUUUGACGCUAUUCGGGUGCCAUAUUAUACGCGUAUGUACAAGCAUAUCCAGGCGGAAGCAGCCGCACGGGAAAAUAAGCUGCGCGAGCUUGGAGACGUCUCUGAGGAAGACCGCGUCAAAAUCAAAGUAAUCAAAGACGGCGGAAUUGAUAUGAGCUGGAUCUACGAGAACAAUAUUGGGGAAGUGUGGCAGGCACGGGUUGAGAGUCGUACAUAAGAGAAGGGUAUUCAGGAUAGAGGAUCGUGGUCGGCAGGUGCGCCUAUGGGCAGUGCCGACGUAAAGGCUGGAAUCAGUUUGGCCAACUCUGAUUUGUUACUUUGCUGAGGCUGGUCACUGUGUCCUAGCUCUCGCAUGGCACGGUCUUUAGGUCCUGGGAUCUUCGCGUGCGAGGUCAAAGACAUUAAACAUAACGUGAUAUGUUGCAAGGCUACCGGCGUCUACCGGAGCCGUUCAAAUUCAAUGUAUUGGACGUCCUGCUACGUGAGACCAGGCACGUUCCUUGGAGUUUUCGAAGAUGUCGGCCCUGGUCAGGACUCUGUAUGGUCUACUCUACCCACUCUCAACGACGUAAUUAUAGGCCGGUCUACGGACUGCUCACGGAUCAUUACUACCAGAGAUUCUCGAAUACUUUGCGCGACCAAUCGGACUGUGGAUGACCAGUGGGGAGACCAAGUUACAGGCUCCAUGCCCAUCUACGCCCCUGCAGAUAACUGGCAGCAGGGCGCAAACUGCUCGACAUGUUAUUCUCGACCCAACGCGAGCGCCGCCCAUGACGGGUCAUGGCACGACACCUCCUAUAUUCCCGGCGGACCUGCGCCGAUGGCCGUCAGCUAUCAGUUCAACGACAACCACUCGAAUUACACCACUCUCACAAACCUUACCUUCAGCCUGGACAACCGGACGGUUGGGUCAUACACGCACACCCCUAACCCGCUUGCACCCAUUUUCGAAUACGGCGUCCCCGUCUACGCGAACGCCUCGAUUCCCAACGGAGAACACACCUUCGAAUUGGAAGCUACCGCGGGCCACGACGGAUCGGUCAUUCUAUUUGACUACCUGCAGUAUACGUACGAGGAACCGAGUGACCCGCGCAGCACAUCUGGGUCUGGCGGCCGAAACACCGGUGCCAUCGCCGGGGGUGUCGUGGGCGGGCUCGCCGUCCUGGGCCUUGUGAUCGCAGCAGCCGGCGUCCUCCUGGUGCAGCGGAGCCGCAGGCACGCGGCGACGCCGUUCCUCUCGGGCGAAGGGCAGGGAACGACGUCUGCCUCCGCGGCCGAGCACACGUCGCCGAGCAUGGUCCCGCCCCUCGGCAGGAAGAUGCGCAACGUGGAUCAACCAGCGGCGCCUCGUGACGUACUCACCCGGCAGGUCCAUGCCGCGCUCCCUACGUCUCCGGCGUGGUCGCAUCGUAUAGACGCGUUGCAGCAACAGGUGGAGAGACUCACGCAGGAGCAAAGGGUCUUGGCGUAUGAGCAGAUUGGUGACAAGGGUUUAGCGGUUGCAAAGCAGGGUGCCGUCGAGGUGCAGGGUUUUAGCGAGCCGCAGCGCUCAGGCAGCGGGGAUACGACUAAUGUUCGGCUGGCGAUUCUCUUAUAUUAUGAUGACGGGGAUAUUUCGCGAACGUACAGUAAGACGAUGGGGUCUGCGAGGCGAGUCGACAGUUUCUCGACUGCGAUUAUGACACUUCUUCUGCAUCACAGUUCUCGUGAUCCUCGCGAGGGAGUCAGAGCGUCUCGGAUCGACCUCGACACACCGAGUGAUGGCGGCCGCUUCUGUGCCUAA